Messenger RNA from Cucurbita pepo subsp. pepo (vegetable marrow), 534 nucleotides. The record is from RefSeq and is a predicted model, not a curated record. Lineage: Eukaryota; Viridiplantae; Streptophyta; Magnoliopsida; Cucurbitales; Cucurbitaceae.
AAAACAAACACUUCAUCAGCUGGAGAUAUGGCAACCAAUGGAGUUCAUCAACUUGAAAUCACUGAGCUCAGAUUAGGGCUUCCGGGGACUGCCCAUACCCCAACUUUAAAAAAUGAGAACAAAAGGGUUUGUAGUACCGACGACGACGACGGUGACCGGAGAUGCUCGAAGAGAAUCCGAGUUGUCGGGUGGCCCCCGGUUUGCUCUCACCGAAGAAGGAGUAAUGGUAACGAUAGAGAUCUAUCUGAAACUUCGAAGAUGUAUGUCAAAGUAAGCAUGGAUGGCGCGCCUUAUCUUAGAAAGGUUGAUCUUAGAAUUCUUAAAGGAUAUUCCGAUCUCGGGGUGGCAAUGGAGAAUCUAUUCGACCGUGCAAUCGGAUGCUCUGACUAUGUUUCGAUUUAUGAAGAUCGAGAUGGCGAUUGGAUGCUCGUCGGGGAUGUUCCAUGGGAGAUGUUUAUUGAGUCAUGCAAGAGAGUGAGAAUAAUGAAGAGAUCAGAAUCUAAAGGGUCUGAUUUUUCUUCAAAACAAGUAUGA